Messenger RNA from Penicillium robsamsonii, 1077 nucleotides. RefSeq names its product NAD(P)-dependent alcohol dehydrogenase. The transcript has 2 exons. Gene Ontology annotation, biological process: alcohol metabolic process. Lineage: Eukaryota; Fungi; Ascomycota; Eurotiomycetes; Eurotiales; Aspergillaceae. Gene Ontology annotation, molecular function: zinc ion binding; alcohol dehydrogenase (NADP+) activity. Bases 1 to 1077 code for a protein of 358 amino acids. The record is from RefSeq and is a predicted model, not a curated record.
AUGGCUCAAACAGACUACAAAUUCGAAGGCUGGAUGGGUCUUGACCCCAGUGCCGGCGAGGGCAACAUGGUUUGGCAAGAAUUCCAGCCGAAAGAGUGGGAGGAGACCGAUGUUGAUAUCAAAGUAUCUCACUGCGGCAUCUGUGGUUCCGAUUUACACACUCUCCGGAGUGGCUGGAGACCCACCGCCUACCCCUGCUGCGUAGGCCAUGAGAUUGUUGGCACAGCCGUGCGCGUGGGCAGCAAGGUCUCCGACAUCCAGAUCGGCGACCGCGUCGGAGUCGGCGCCCAGAGCGAGUCCUGUCUCGGCCGCCUAGGCGACUGCGAGGAGUGCGCCUCCGGUAUGGAGAACUACUGCACCAAGAAGGUCGUCGGCACGUACAACAGCAUCCACUACGAUGGCAGCAAGUCGUACGGCGGGUAUGCGCGGUACAACCGGGUGCCCGGCCACUUUGCCAUCAAGAUCCCCGAUGCUAUCCCGUCGGCUGAUGCUGCGCCUAUGCUGUGCGGCGGCGCUACCCUCUACAGCCCGCUCAAGCACAAUGGCUGUGGUCCUGGCAAGCGCGUUGGCAUUAUUGGCGUUGGAGGUCUGGGUCACUUUGGCUUGCUGUUUGCUAAGGCUAUGGGGGCUGAUCGGGUUGUUGCUAUCUCGCGGAAGAUGGCUAAGAAGGAGGAUUCGUUGAAGAUGGGGGCGGAUCUUUAUAUUGCGACAGAUGAUGAGACUGACUGGGCCACCGUUCAUACUCGGUCUUUGGAUUUGAUUGUUUCCACUGUCUCGUCUACUAAGAUGCCUUUUAAUGACUACCUGGGUCUUUUGAAGACCGGUGGAUCUUUUGUGCAGGUGGGUCUCCCUGAGGAUGGUGGACUGUUUGCUCCUGUUCGGAGCUUGAUGCGUCGCAUAAAUCUCUCCAGCUCCCUUGUUGGUAGCCCCAGUGAGAUCCGGGAGAUGUUUGAGCUUGUUGCUGAAAAGGGAAUCCGCCCUUGGGUGGAGGAAAUCCCGAUGAAGGAUGCGAACAAGGCGAUUGUGGAUAUGGAGGAUGGAAAGGCCCGCUACAGAUAUGUGCUGGUCAACGAGUAG